CCUCCGCCGCAUGUAGCGCCGACUGCACGGCAGCGAGGGGAGGCAGUCAGUCCGCGUGCUGCUACUGAGGGAAGCUGCGGCGACUCGCGACUCUCCGUUACACGCAGGUAUCUCCUCCCGCCGUCGUCAAAACAAGUCACCUGGAUCUUUUUUUCCCCUCCAAAAAAACCUUUUUUUAAAUCAACGCGUACUCCACCCGAUGUGAGAGAGAAAGAAAGACAGGAAAAGGAGACAAGACAAAAUAAGAGAGAGAGAGAUGGGAGCGUUCAGGAUGCUGCUGGGGAGUUUACAUUACAUGGGACUCUAUUUGCAACUUAGUACCUCGACACGGCAAGCUGGACACACCGAGAUAGAGAACCACAUCUCCGGGAACGCUGUGUUUACGGAGGUGCCUCACGACAUGACUGCGCAGAGGGGUCAGGACGUAGAGAUGGCCUGCUCCUUCAGGGGCGCAGGGACGCCCUCCUAUUCGCUGGAGAUCCAGUGGUGGUACAUCAGGAACCAUCGCGACUGGACAGAUAGCCAGCCCUGGACAACCAAUGAGGUGGCUCCUGAGGAAGAGAUGCCAAAGGAUGCUACCAAGAUCAGUGUUGUGAAGGUCGCCGGCAGCAACAUCUCCCACAAACUCCGCCUCUCUGCUGUCAAGCCGUCUGACGAGGGCACCUACGAAUGCCGCGUCAUCGACUUCAGCGACGGCGCAGGCGCCCGCCGACACCGCGUCAGAGCCUACCUGCAGGUGGUGCCGGUGGGCGGCGGCGGCGACCACAACGACAACUUCGAAGCCCUGGACGAUACCACCAAGAGAGGAGCAGGUAACUUUGGAUUCGAGAUGAACAGGGAUGAUGGCGAAUCGCACAGCGGCGUGAAAGAGCGCGGUCACGGCCAUCACCAGAGCCACGGCAAGCAGCCUUCGUCGUCGGCCCACCACAGCCACGGCCAGCAGCACAAGGCAGGCAGAGAGCUGAGGAAGAGGGAUGUGGACGGUAGCCACAGCUCCAGUGACUGCACCAACGAGCCUAGCUGUGUGCUCUAGAUGCUGGCUUGUUAGGAUUGCAUAAAUCUUACAUGAUGUAUAUACCACAGCACGGAAAGCUAUUAUUCCCGCACAGGGCAGACCUGUGCACAAAUCCAAAAACACACCAUUCCCUUGAAAUUUACGGCUUUGUCAGAGCACAGAGCUGUAGAGUCCUGGAUGAGAUGCGCUGGGCGGGAAACGUAGCUUUUUUUCUUGCUGUGCAUGGGUCUGGGUUAGACUGCUCAUUGUCAAUAAAGCCUGGCUUCACGACUUUCAGCAAGGGGCAGACAUGCUGAUCUGGGCAGCUGCACUGCCUCUGGUCUCAGCACCACCAAAAAGACUCCAGUCUUACUAUAACCCCCAUCUGUUCCACUCUUGUAUUUUAGAUACUGUAAAUCACAGUCCCGCUUUCACUCAUACCUCCUUCACUGCCUUAUAAUCUCCUCUGAUACACCCUCAAGACAAAUGAGUAUCAAACUGUACCUUUCUUGGUUUUCCACCCAGUAAACAAAAAUGUUCCUUCUUUUCUGAGAGUGCACAGAAAGAAACUCCAGAAAUGUUUCACUUCUUUUUGGUGUGAAGUCCUAUCUGUCCAACUACACCAGCUUCAUCGUUCCUUUUUGUGAAUUGAAAUAACUGAAUUACAGUGCACCCAAAGUUCAGCACAUUCUUCCAGUUUUAAUAAAUCCACCAUAUAGAAGAAGAGAACGUAUUCUCUCUUCAUCUGUGGUUUCAGAAAAUCAGUGAUCAUCAAGGGCCAGUUGACACCUCAAAAAAGUUCACGUCAGUACAGUUGCUGCCAUGGUAGACACUCCCUUCCUCCUGCAUUAGUGCUGCAGGAUUUUCCAAACAGUUCCUCUUGGAUAGGACAACAGUACAGCAGUAAUGCAGCAAGCAUGUGGGACUUGUAGGACUUGUUCAACAGGCACACUGGUAGACCAUUUAGACUAAAACAUCAUGGCCUGGAUUUUCCACUGAGCACCAAGAAUUGGUCGUUAGCUCCAUGUUCAGAAGAACAGCAAAUCAGAUUUUUCUCACCUCCUCGGCCACAGAUUUGAUCAGUUCACAGCCAGUUCAGUCUGAAAUAUCAACUGUGUAGUUACCAGGGUUCCCACGCUUCUGAGGAAAUCAUGUUCUAGGAUUUUUCAAAGGACAUAUCCAGUGCUUUAUGUACAUGUUAACUUACUCACAGAAGGUCAGCGAUUAAUCACCACAGCAGUUUUGGGUGUUUUUGACCCAUUUAACAUUCCGUACAUAAGACACUGCACUAUGCCAACAUUUAACUGGGAAUGAAUAGGCACUUGGUAUGAAUAUCUAUUAUUUUCCAAGAUCUCACUAACAUCUCCAGGAUAUUUUAUCAGUUUUCAAAUUUCCCAAAUGUUCGCCAUGACUGGAAAGUUAGUCUAUAAAUUUCCAUGUUUUCCAGGAUGCAUGGGAAUGUGGGAAUUCCACAGCCAUGACAAGAUCAAAUCUGUGCCAAGAGUUACAGCUUAGAUUUUGCGUGCCUCUCAAUCCGUUUCGUGUCUGACUGUAAGUCAGGAGAAGAAAUGCGGUCUUAGUGCAUGAUGGGAUUUUUGUUGGUUGUUAUUUUCUUUCUUGGGAAGAGCAGUCCUGAACUCCUAUCCCAACUUGACUCCCUGUUGCUCUGUCCCAGUCCCCAUCAAUCAUUGAAAAGGCCUCAAUCGUCUCCACUAUAAGCCUCUAAGUCACGCUGUAUAUAUUACUGUAUAAAAUUAAAUAAAAUGACUGCAUGUUCAAUAACGUUUUCUUAAAUAAAUUUUCAACCAUACAGACAGUGUGUUGCUUACAGAUAUAUUUUUUGCCGUUUCUUUGUCAAUUAUCCGUUUGGUUUGUUCAGAUCCAUCACGACCCUCUUCUGUCCUGUAUAUCUUUUUCUAUUAUAGAAGUUGAAUAGAGAAAACGUCUUUUUCAAAGUGCAGUUUUCUGUUGCUCUACUGCUCUUUAUAAGUGCUGCACAGACAGAUGAAUGACACAUUGUCUUCACAGCUGCUCUGAAGGGGUUUCCCAAAAGUAUCUUAGUAUUUUAGCAGUGUUUCUUUUACCUCUGGGUGUCAUGAGUGCUACCACAUUUUAAAAAGCCCGGAACCUGGGAUGAGAUGAAUUUUAACUGGGUUUGGGACCUGGUGUGAAAAUGUUGAAGAGGAUGUGCAUCAAAUUACUCUCUGCUCUGUUUUAAGUCAAUGAAUAUGUCUUUGCUUAGAUGCUUGUGUGAAGCCCGGCCCUUGUCUGUAAAGCUGUGGGGAGCUUAUGAGGAAAUGCAUAGUGGAGAUACUGCAUUCAGCGAUGUGGAUGAAAUAGUGGGUAAAGUCUUGGAAUUUCAGUAGUUCAUUGUAGUUUUGGUGCAAACUUUGCCAUACACUGCCGCAUUUUUUUUUCUGUCUCGUGGCCAUGAGGGGCUUUUCUUCUGCAUCAAGUACUAUCCAUCAAGAAAACUCCUGUUGUGGGCGGUCCCGGAUCACCGGGACAGUGCUGGUGUGAAAGAAAGGAAUGAAGAGAUUGUUUUUCAAUCUAUAACUUUGCUUUGACAUUUUGUAAGGAAGAAAUCACUGUAAAAAGAAACAAAAGAAAAAAAAAACAUUGUACAUUUCUUCUAGAAUGUUUGGUCUCACACUAAGUGUAUGCCUUUAUCAAAUCAAAUAAUAAAUUGUAUAUGAAAUAACA
Molecule: messenger RNA, 3697 nt
Organism: Myripristis murdjan (pinecone soldierfish)
Lineage: Eukaryota; Metazoa; Chordata; Actinopteri; Holocentriformes; Holocentridae
Gene: vstm2la
Product: V-set and transmembrane domain containing 2 like a
Exons: 4
Coding region: 257-1033 (258 amino acids)
Cellular component (GO): membrane
Source: RefSeq, a predicted model, not a curated record